ACUGCUUUAAGAUAACCUAACAGGAAAUACAUGAGCUGGGGAACCAUGUUUGCUUUCAUAUUCUGUACUGUAGAUUAAAAAGACCAUGGUACCCACUGAAAUCAAGCAGUGAGGUUUAAUUACCCGCACUGUCAUCAUACCUCCCCAUUCACUAUCCACCAAUGGGGAGCGCCUGUUUUACAAAUUAUUAGCCACUGCUGCAGAACUAUAUCAUCCAUCACCAGCAGUAGGCGGUACUGCGAAAGAGCCGGAAAAAUGUGGAGUGAAACCAGUCUCCACCGAGGCUGGCAGAGGAGGCAGCCUUUGUGAUGCUGAUGCUGCGAUAAACCCCUCUGGAGGCGAUGCGGUGCGGCGGGUGCUGAAGAGCCGUCAGAGACUACUACAACACCUCCGGAUGGGGAAACCUCUCACUGACAGUGAGAAAGACUGAACGAAAGAGAGAGGAAGCUGAAGAGGAAGAGGAGGAGGAGGAAAGACAGCCCCGACGAGCCUGGAGAAGAAUAGUAAGGUCCAGUUUGAACAACGCAGACAUAGACCACGUCGUCCAGUCGCCGCUGGGUGGGAGAACAAAAGCCCGGAGCUUUGGAGCUGCAUUCAGCUCUCCACAACAAAAUGAGCAGAGUUUCAAUCAUGGCUCAGCUCGUCCUUUCACUCCUGCUCCUGUUUGGAUGCCAAAAUAGUCUUAGCCAGACUUCAUCGGAAGCUCAGAAGGAGACGGGCGCCAACGACAACAGCACGGUCUUCACCAGGAUCCUGGAUGGGCUCCUGGAUGGCUAUGACAACAGACUCCGGCCAGGGCUUGGAGAGAACGUCACGGAGAUCAAGACCAACAUUUUUGUCACCAGCUUUGGGCCCGUGUCUGACACGGAGAUGGAAUACACCAUUGACGUGUUCUUUCGCCAGAGCUGGAAGGACGAGCGGCUGUGCUUCAAGGGGCCGAUGGAGAAGCUGCCGUUAAACAACCUUCUGGCCAGCAAUAUCUGGACCCCCGAUACGUUCUUCCUUAACGGCAAAAAGUCGAUCGCUCAUAACAUGACCACGCCCAACAAGCUGCUGAGGCUGAAGGACGAUGGCACUCUGCUUUACACCAUGAGGUUGACCAUCUCUGCAGAAUGCCCCAUGCAGCUGGAGGACUUCCCCAUGGACGCCCACGCCUGCCCCCUCAAGUUCGGCAGCUAUGCCUAUCCCGUGUCGGAGGUGGUUUACACUUGGACUCAGGGGGCUGCCAAGUCCGUGGUGGUGGCAGAAGACGGCUCCAGGCUCAACCAGUACCAUCUUAUCGGACAAACGGCUGGCACUGAGGACAUACACACCAGCAGAGGACAGUACACAGUAAUGAUGGCCCACUUCUACCUGAAGAGGAAGAUUGGAUAUUUUGUCAUCCAGACGUACAUGCCGUGUUUCAUGACAGUGAUUCUCUCCCAGGUGUCAUUUUGGCUAAAUCGAGAGUCUGUUCCUGCAAGGACUGUGUUCGGUGUGACCACUGUGCUGACUAUGACCACGCUCAGCAUCAGUGCCAGGAAUUCGCUUCCCAAAGUGGCCUAUGCGACAGCCAUGGAUUGGUUCAUUGCCGUCUGCUAUGCUUUCGUCUUUUCCGCCCUCAUUGAAUUUGCUACAGUGAACUACUUCACCAAGAGGAGCUGGGCUUGGGACGGCAAGAAAGCUCUGGAGGCACAGCACCCCAAGAAACGAGACCCGAUGGUGCUGUCCAAGAAGCCGAACAACGUUUGCUCGGCGGGCGUCAACUACACCCCCAACCUCACCAAGGACGUGUCCAUCUCCACCAUCUCCAACACAACGUCGGUGCAGCUGAGAGCCUCUGAGAGCAAAAUGGUGGACCACAAGAAGACCUACAACAGCGUCAGCAAGAUCGACAAGAUGUCUCGAAUAGUGUUCCCCGUCCUCUUUGGAACCUUCAACCUCGUCUACUGGGCCACGUACCUGAACAGAGAACCAGUGGUGAAAGGAGCCGUUGCUUCAACAUAAUCACUUUUUUCUUGAAACUGAGUUUGCGUAAGAGAGAAAGGGGAGGGUUUGAAGCUAAGUGACCUAGAAAAGUAAAAUCAAACAUCUGAGCUUGAAGAACAAAAACUAUACCCAGCUAUUUAAUUCAGGCACUAUCAACGAUGCAAGGCUGCAACAGAAACCCUUUCCUGUUCUAAUGGCCUAAAAAAACUG
Messenger RNA from Nematolebias whitei (Rio pearlfish), 2178 nucleotides. Its product is annotated as gamma-aminobutyric acid receptor subunit alpha-5. The transcript is spliced from 10 exons. Bases 613 to 1986 code for a protein of 457 amino acids. Gene Ontology annotation, molecular function: transmitter-gated monoatomic ion channel activity involved in regulation of postsynaptic membrane potential; GABA-A receptor activity; inhibitory extracellular ligand-gated monoatomic ion channel activity. The record is from RefSeq and is a predicted model, not a curated record. Gene Ontology annotation, cellular component: neuron projection; GABA-A receptor complex; dendrite membrane. Gene Ontology annotation, biological process: synaptic transmission, GABAergic; signal transduction; nervous system process. NCBI's taxonomy places the organism in Eukaryota, Metazoa, Chordata, Actinopteri, Cyprinodontiformes, Rivulidae.